Molecule: messenger RNA, 9971 nt
Organism: Pocillopora meandrina
Lineage: Eukaryota; Metazoa; Cnidaria; Anthozoa; Scleractinia; Pocilloporidae
Source: the annotation of a GenBank genome assembly
AUGUUUCGAGUAAUGCAGGCAGAACUUGAUAACCUUAAAUUCAUCGCUGUUCUUGGAAUAAUUCACGGCGCGGUAGAAGUUUUAGAACGAAGUGGCAUGGUCUUCAUUGAUCAUAUUUGUCAUGUAAUCUUGAAAAGAAAAUCAGCUCCUUGGGGAAGUUUUCGCACUCCUCGCCGUGAGAGACUAAUAGCUGAUAUAGUUAUCAUAAGCAUGUUGUCCGAAUCAACUGCUAUUAUGUGUGUUAACGGAUUGUUGUACGUAUACCAAUUCAUUUACUUACAAAACACAUCAUUGUUGAAGCUGCUUCAGGAAUUUGUCAUUCCUACCUCAGUUCCGCUGGUUAUUGAAUAGUUUUUCACCGGCGUAUCCCUGGCCAUCGAGACUCGCUUUCAGAAUAUCGCGGUUAUGGCUGUUUAGCGCAAAAGAUGGAAAAGACACAUUUUGUUUGCUAUAACUAACCUGGUUCCACUAGCUAUUUGGACGACAGGAAAUCUUUUGGAAUUUGUGCAUGGGCGCUUUGAUGAGUCUGAAGGUCACCCUUGCAAAAUGCCCUUUUCAUAGAGAACUUCUAAAAACUAAAUGCCGGCGGUCUUUCAGCCUUCCUUGUGUUAACUGACUUGUGGUGGUGCUAUAUGAAAUCAGCAAGUAUAAAACUAAUAAACUAACUAAAUUACUAACUGAAUAACUAAUAAGAGAACAAACAUCUAUUAAUAAAGGUCCUUUUGAAACGUUCAGUUCUGACAAGCGGGAGAAUAUAAUUAUGGCGCCUCUUACGUAGCGUAUCCAUUGUUCGCUCUGGUGGCAAAAGGUCAUCUAAAGCUGUUGGAUAAUCGCUGUCGGUGAUCUUGGCCCACAACUUCUUAUCUUUUAGAAUGAUAAUAUUUUCAAUCGAAAAAGCUCUUUACAGUAGCCAAGCUUAAAAGCUCUCUUGAACAGCCUGUCUAUGCGACUCAGAUACUUAUGAUAAUACGCGCAGCCCCCCAUACUUCUACAGCAUAUGUAAAUAUAGGUAGAAUAAGACUGAUAAAGAGAAGAUGAAGAUGAUCCAGCGGCAGUCCAUAGAAUUUACAAACACGUAAGAUGUACAGACGACUACUGGCUUUCGAUAUAAUAUUAUCAAAAUGUAAGUCCCAGUUACACGGAUCAGAUUGAAAAGUUACACCCAACAACUUCAGACAUGGUUUACGCUCUAUAGAAACCAGAGGAGCAGGUAAGGCCUUAGUGGAUUUGGAUUUGCCUCUAAGAAGCAUCUCCCACGUUUUCUUGAAGUUUAGUUGCAUACGAUUAGCAGAUUGUUAAUGAGAAAUGAGCAGAAAGACUUAGCAAAAAGCAGUUGGACAAUAAAUAACUUAUUAGACGUUUUGGUUUGUAGUAUCGCUGAGUAUUUUAACUCGUUGUUUGUGUUUUGACUUGCCCUAGGGGCUCGUCAAAAUACGGUACAACUUGUAAAAAUAGUCAGCGAUACUACACGUUAAAACGUCUAAUAAGAUAUAUGUAUUAGUACUGUCAUGAUUCUAAGUGCAAUUCGGAGUUAAUAAGCACGAAAAAAUUUUUCAAAGAACACAAAAUUUACAGUUGUUAUCCUCCACGGGGUCUCAGGGAAUUAGGUGAACACACGCACAGGGCACGUUGUAACACCCUCGCACGUUAAUGACUUGACACGCUUACCGUGCAGAUAUGCGCAUAAAAAAAUUGAUUUUAGAGAGCGUGUUCGUAGCCAUUGUUCGUAUCUUGCUAAUACGGUAGAGGUUUGUUUCUAUAACACACUAGAUUUUUUUUCUUUUAACACGUUAAGUUCCUUUGUUUCCUUAACACGCUUGCUUAUCUUGUACAAUCCAGCUUACUUUGUUACUUCUGUUUGUCAGCUCUUUAAUUGUAGGAUGGUGUUUGUAAAGUAUAUUGCUUACAGAAUAUAAGCGAAAAUGAAGAAGAUCUUCUGUCCUAUUCGAAAGUUGUAAUGAAAAACGAAACAUUCACGGCAAAUCAUGGCUUUUUCCUUGAGGAUUUUCACGAGGAAUUCAGUGGACUCGAAGUGUUUCAGGUCAAGAGGAGCUCAGUUUGAACACACGAAUUACUUUUUUAAAAAUUAAUUCUUGCCUUGUAAAAUAUAAAAUCCAUAUCGUUCCACGCAGUUAAUAAGCUCAGUGCCGAAUCCGAGCAACAGAUCUCGCCUCCAUGUUAAAUUGCACUGUAUAUAUUGAGUAUCGUAUCGGGCGGGUGUAUCGGUGAGCUAAAAAGCCUCACAGCCUAGGACGUACUUCUCUUUCAAAUCGAAAGCAACUUUAAGAUGCGUGUUAUAAAAUUGGCACGGUCACCGUGUUAUAUCGUGCAAAGUUGCAAGCAAGAUCUUAACACGUACCGUGCGAAGCAAGACAAUGACUGCGUGCGAGCGUGUCGUGUGCGUGCGUUCACCUUAUUCCCUGAAAUCCCGUGGAGGAUUACAAUUUACUUAUUACACCAAACUGCAAGAGAAAUCAUGUUAUUACUUGUUAAUAAUGUACAUGAAAAAACAUCAUAGAAAGUCAAAACACACGGAAGUUUUAAAGCGUGCGUGUGCUAUUUGUAAUGUGCACACGUAUUAUAGCGAAUGUCAGACGACUCGCCCCAAAGACAAUUAGCCCCAGACGAUUAACCUCCAGUCUCCAGACGAUUAGCCCCCAGUCUUAGUAAAUGUGAAGAGAAGUACAGCUGUUGGUAAUUGACUUUUAUAGAGUUGGUGGCUCCUAAAGGAGCCGUUUUUGUGUGUGGUUGUUAAUCUUUAUUAAAAAUUUACAUCGGUUGAACAAGGUGAGAACAGGCUUCCAGAGGCUCUUUCGAAUUCCUUUGGCCGUCCUCAUAUUGUUUCCAUAUUUCGCUAGAGUAGAUGGAAUCUUCUUUCAAUCUUUUUAGUAGGGAGGUAUGGUAAAGCCAUAAAUUGUUUUGAGUUGGUGGGUACCGCGGUCAUUUCUGUAGGCAUCUUGGAGUCCGAGCCCUUGUACCUAAAAUAGAAAGGCAAAAUGUAAUACUCUGUUGGUUAAAUGAUAAGCUAGUUUCAUUCCGAACCUGACUGCGCGAAUUUGAAUUUGCCUUAUUCGUGGUAGGAAGUGGUACAUAGACGGAAUUUCAAACUGUACCGCCAGUCUAAAUACUUCUAACGAUAAUAAAGCGAAUUAUUGCCGAUUUAUUUAGCCAAUCGAGAAUUUUGAAACUGUAAACUUAUAAUUAUUUAACAGCUUCACAUAUGAUCUUACCUUUCUCCAUAGGGCUUGUGUCCAGUGGAAUGAACACCCUUUAUGCGGCACAUCUGGAAGGUUCUGGCGGAGAGCGCUCCAAACAGCAUUUUUUAAAUCCAGCAUUACCUUAGUGACUCUCGGUGGGCGAGGGAGGAUGGCUGAUUUAAGUUGUUUCAAAGAUACCUGAAGUUACUUAAACUAAUGAUCAUAUGCUUACCUUAACAUUUUCACAGAAGAAGCCAUCUAGGAUAUGUUCCAUUUGUAGGUCGAAGUCUAAGUCCUUCGGGUCUUGCUGUCGUUACUGCUAGCGGGUGCGGUUAGCGGUUCUCUGCAGACUGUCAACGCGGGGAAGGCAGGGACGAGGAGCAUCUGUUAGUUCAUUGGGGAGCACAUCGUUGACUACCUCCGACGCAGGUCUGAAGAAGUUUUGUGUAGCUUCCUGCUUAACUGGGUACUUGAUUUUCGCGGCUACCAUACCAACGACUGGUGCAGCAUGGUUGUGGUAGUUUCCGCCAAACUCGAACACGUUACCUGGUCUUUGCCCAACGGUGGCUUUGCAGCGGUUUCCCUAUUAAAAUUUCGCGGGAAAGAAAUUAAAAUUACGUAUCUAUGCACAUACACUCUUUUUUUCUAUGAGAACAUAUUUUAUAAUAAUAUGGGCUGUAAAAAAUAUAUUCCUAUAAAAGAGUGUAGAUGUGCUAGUAACUCUGAUUCAUGGUCAUGACUAUCGAAAGCUCUAACUUACCUACUUACUUACUCACACAAUUUUAUGCAAUUUCAAUUUUAAGUUUAGAUAACCAUAACUUAUAUAACUUACAUUAUUGUAAGUUAUUACACAAAAAAAAUCUUACCGUAGGACGAAUAGUGCAUUGCCAGUGGGUUGCAUCCAGGCGCCGCCUCUUGACGUUAUAGCUGAAUCCGCAGCUGUCACUAAACUUUCGCUUUCCCCUCUCGCUGGUAUCCUCCAUGAUCUGAAAUGCCAGUGUCUGGUCUGCUUGCUCAACUGAAUGGGGUGUUGGUCCCUCGAUGGUGGAUUCGUCAGUGGUCGGCUGGAUUGCAGGUUCGUACACUGUUGAUCUGAUGGCGGAUUGUGCAUUGGCUUCUUCAAUGGUCGAAGUGGUCGAAGGCUCCGCAAGCUGAUCAAACGAGUCUCCUUCAGGGUUGGACUCUUCGGGCUCAAGGAUAUCUGUUGACAGGAUAACAAUAAUUAACAUCAGUUUCUGUAUGGUUUUUGUUAUGACGAUUUAUAACCAGAUUAUCAACUAUCACAAUCAACUAUCAAAGUAAAGAAAUUCAAUUAUUCAAUUAUUUCACUUAAAUAAGUAAAAUUUGGCGAAAAAAAUACCUUAUCGCUAUUUUGCUCGAGUUGAAGUCAACGUCACGAUCGACCGAUACGGAGGUUUCACUCAAGGCAGUACUUUCAGCCUCAGGGAUGUCGCAUGUUAAACCGGCAACGCCAGUCGAUAGACGUACCAGUUUAAACUGCGUCUCGGUAUUCGAACUGUGAUUGCUGCAAACGGAGGCAGCCAUCACACUGGAGGCCGUAAGGAAGAUCGAAGACAUCGUAACGUUGAUCGCGAUUUGAUUCACUUGUUAGAGUUGCUGUCUCACCUCAAAUUAACAUUCGCACGAUGCCAUGUGAUAUCUUCACACCUUCACACCCCAACAAGAUCGAAAUAUCCUUUACGCCAUUGGAAAAUUAGUAUCCUCCAAUCAGCUUCUUUAUUCAACACAGAACCAGAAACCUUACGCUGACACAAGCACGCUAUACGAACGAUCCAAUUUCUGUUUCCGAAACCGGUAUUGCACUUAAAGCUUGACGAACAGUUCUCUACCAGGCUGCCAACAAAGGGGUGUCUGGAAAACCCGAAGAGCGAAUUGUCUCGAAUAGCGCGAAUAGUCUCGAAUGGUGCGAAUAGUGGCGAACAGUAGAGAAUACUCCCGAAUUGUGGAUUCGUUGAUCAAUUGGAGCAAUAGACACAGAUAAAUUCGACCAAGAAAGCUCUGUUAAAAAAAAAAAAACUAAAAACAAUAAGCUAUGUCCUGCGUUAGUUAUCCAAAUAAGCAACAAAAUUUCUUUCCUAUACCACGUGGCUGCGAGGUUGACUGCGACGAAUUGGCUACCAAAUUUCUGUCAUUUGUCAUUAUUCUCACACCUAUUUGCCUUUACUCAAUGAGCAUUCAGUUCUUUUGUGUACCUGUUAAGUAGAAAAACCCUCGGGUUAAAACCCGAAUCGAAAAUGAGCUCAGUGUCCCUUCUAUCACUGUAUUCUUGAAAUAUAAACUCGUCUACAGGAUGAUAAUACCAUUCUCGACUGGUGCUUUUCAUAUCCACUUUUCCUGCUUUUGAUGCUCAGUCGAGUGAAAAGGGAAAAGUUUAGAGACAAUGGCCACUUUGUUUUCUUAAUCCUAACAGCCUCAGGGUGGCUGAAAGUGGUGUCCAUCGCUCUAAACCUGUCAAAUUAUAACCCAACGACACACAUCAAAAGCCACACACUGCAUAAGGACCAAUAGUCCGUGAGGGAAAUAGUGCUUAGGACUAUAUGAAGGUGCACACUUGCAUACACUGGAAGAGAAUCAUUUUGCUUACUUUGUUAAACACGUGGUCAAUUCUCAAAAGCCCUUAAGGCCACUUCGCUUGAAAGCACAGCUUAUGACACGAACCAACGCUGGAAACAAAUAAUUAAAUGUUUUUUGUCCAUAAUUGAAUAGUAUGGCUGUCUGUAUUUAAAGUCUAAAUUUUAAAUGAACACAGGCAGGUUUAACAACUAUGACAAUAACUCAUAGAAAAAUAACUAGUGACAAAAACAUAUAUUCAUUCAUGUCUCGAUGUUUCUGCAUCUCUGAAUUCUCAGGAACUAGAUUUAAAGUGGACGAUUCGUUCUAGAGAGAGUGUGCCCUCUUAGCAGCCUCUCUAUACAGUGUACUUAUGAAAAGCAGAAGAAGAAACUAUCAAGCCACUAAACUCUUCCGAGUUCUGCGGAUCAUAGCAAACUGUAUUCAUGAAUAAAACUGACAUUCUCUCGAGUCAACAGAAGCUCUUAGAGAAGAAAAUGAUCGAAAGCUCAUUUUCGAUUCGGGUUUUAACCCGAGGGUUUUUCUACUUAACAGGUACACAAAAGAACUGAAUGCUCAUUGAGUAAAGGUAUCGAGCUGUUUAAUUGCCGUAGAACAAAUGAAGUCCUGUCAUCGUGAAAGCAUCUGAAAGGAUGUGUUGAAAUAAGUGGUUAAAGAUGAUCGCGUAAGUUUCGAAAAUACUGUCAACUUACUCUACGUAUAAAUUCAUAUCGAGAUAAUCUCUGAUGUCUCACAUCCGUAGUACACGAUUUUAUCUACGUACAGCGCACUCCAAAUACACUUUCUUGAAAGGUUUUGAAUGAUAAAUUUUCUACAAUUCCUGCAUCAAUAUGCAUAUCAGAAUACACUUUCUAUAUGCAUAUCAGAAUUAAGUAUUAGGACUUGCCAUUUUUUUAUUAAGAAGAAAGGCGCGUGCAUGAGUGAACGCCGUGUAAACGGAAAACAAUGGCGUCCUUACAAGCUCUUUUUCUUUUAUCAUGCCCAGGACCUCGCAUGCUUGUUGUCUAAAAGUUUUCUGUCGUCGCCUGUCGCAAAUAUACCUUGGAUUCAGAAAAGGCUAAAGGACUGCUUGCCUACCACAAGCUGAGCGGGUCGAUUUUGUUCUCCUCGUUGCCAGGUUUCGGUGACUGCAACGUGUCAAUAAUCUUGAGCAGUACACGCCCACUUCAGGCUCAUCAGGGUCGUAAUGCAUGAAACUGUUUAAUUACGGUGGAAAAUUAGAAAACUAGAAGCAAACGCAGAAAUUAUUUAUUAGGGAAGCGAAGUCCUGUCUUUAUGAAAGCACAUGAAAGGAUAUUUUGACAUAUCAAGUGGUUACUUUUUGAACAAAACUAAAAAAAAAAUGACUAGGGUCUUCAUAGGCUCUUUGUAUUGAAAAUCUUCGCUAUACUGGCUCAAUCAGUAUUGGAUAUUGAUGCACAAUGCAUCUGAAAUCAGGAAGAAUAAAAUAUUUUAUUCGACACAUUACUAAAGAGAGCGAUCAUCAUUGAAAAAACUUAUGGCAGCUUAUCUAGAAAUAAUAAAUGGAUAUUGGGAAGCUUCAGUUUAAGUUGGCCGAUCGUCGUUAUUUUGAAUCACUUCGUAAAUGUUCACUGAACAGCACUGAAGCAGUGAAAUCUAGAAACUUCGGUUUCUUGUUACCCUGAAAUGCAAUGGAAGCUUUUUCAAUCCGCCCUCAAGAUUCCAGCAACAAUUCUCCUUACUGUCUGCUAUUUCGUUUAUCAAGCUUUCAGCUCUGAGAAUUUUAUGUUGAAUGAAACAAGUUCCUUUAUUAAUUAUCAUUUAUUAAUAAUUUAUUAAUAUUAAUUAUUAAUAUUUACUAUUAUUAUUUUUCAAAUUAUUGACCGGAAGCUUAUUUUCGAUAUGGUGUUUGCGCCAACAACUCACACAAAAGGGUAAAGUACUCAUUUGACAAAUACUUUCGAGCCGUUUCAAUCAUCGUGUAUGAAUGGAAAACGGUUUGCAUACGUAAGCAUUGUGCAACGAGGAAGUGAAGUUCCGUCAUACACGAAAAUUAUCUCUUUGCCAAAGAAAUCAGUAUUUUUCGAGACUGGUCGUUAAAUAAGAGGUCUUUGAUGACCUUACAGAACAAAGCUCAUAGGCUAAAAUUGGCGUAGAAGUGAUUGAUAUUCUAUUUGUUCAAUGAGGUGUAGUAAUUUACUUUCAGAUCUACUCUGUCGUCUCACAAUCUCUAGAUGGCUUUUGCUUUGUUAGCGCUCUCACUAAACUUUCAUACUAAAAAAACUAGAGCUUAUUCGAAACACGUUCAUUAGAUGUCAACGAGCUGAAGUAUUUAUUCUGACUACCUCUUUAUAAGGAUAUAUUUAAAAUUCAAACGUUAGAAAUACAUAUCAUUAAUAAUAUUGACCGUCAACAUCGCUUUUCCCCAAAUUUUCAGUGAACUGAGUGGAGUAGUCAAUAUUUUCGCUAACAUUCAGAUGGCCGGAGUAUUGUUUCUGCUUUGUUAGCACUUUUACUUUCGAAACAUCAUGGUAAAAAACCUGCAGCUUAUUCGAAACAUGUCCAUUCGGUAUCGAAGACCUCAAGUGUGCACUCGAAGACUCUGUAACGCGGACAAUGACCAACAGUUUGGUGAUUGAAGUUUUUGCCCGUGUUUUAUUCAGCUUCACACGCGGCGUGACAGAGCAUUACGACCCUGAUGAGCCUGAAGUGGAGAUCUUUGGAUAUAAUGAUAGCUUAAGCAGUGAGGGUCGAGAGUGGAAUUGUCAGCCCGUUGAUAAACCUAUUUAUCAGGAAUAUUUACCGCCAUCGGACGACGAUAAUUAUCUCUUGUCAGUUGGUAAUUCUCGAGUUAGAUAUCGGGUCAUUGACGCGAGCUCACCUGACGAAGAUGAAGACGAACAGCAAGAUGAAUAUAAUGAAAUGGCUUGGAAGCAAUUCAGACCAUCCAUUCUUCGCACAGUAUGUCAAUCAAUGUACAUCGGCGCAUUAAUUUCACUUUUAACUCCAGCCAUCUUUGGCCUUUUUUACGUCAUGAUCUGUUACGUCUCUUAUGAAAUAGUACUUUACUGCCAAUUUCACCCGAAUGAGACAAUCCCAGUUAAAAUACAGUGGAUCAGAACAUUGUCUGACGUGAUAGGUGUUGCCUUUCUAUACAUGUGGUUCUUUGUCGGAAUCCUUUUUCUUUUUCGACCGUAUCAGUUAAAGGGCGUGAAAAGAAAACUUAUUCUUGUUCCUUUUGUCUUCUUUUGUUUGGAUACAGUGUAUCGUGUUGUCCUUCAAGUCUUUGGAAUAUCUCAUUCCAAGCUUUCUGUGAUUCAGAAGAUUCCUCUCUCCGUUAUAUUUCUAAUUAGCAUAUGUUGGCAAGUUUAUCUUCUAACAAAUCACUUCCGGAACCUGUCGAGGAGAGCGACUUUAUUUAUAAAAUUGACGACACCUUACUGCUCCGUUCACUUUCUUGCCGUCUUAGUAGUAACGCUUAUUUAUCCAAUGUACAACAAACAAACUGAAAGUGGAAAACUCCUCAUUGCACUCUUCUCGCCUCUCUUUGGAGUAAUCUUUAAGGUAGUCUCACGACUUUGCACUCAACGCUUGAAGAAAAUUGUUCAUCCAGGAUACUCCUACGUCUUGUUAGUGACGUUGUAUUUUGGAUCAGCGAUCAUGUUUCGAGUAAUGCAGGCAGAACUUGACAACCUCAAUUUCAUCGCUGUUCUUGGAAUAAUCCACGGCGCGAUAGAAGUUUUAGAACGAAGUGCUAUGGUUUUCAUUGAUCAUAUUUGUCAUGUAAUCUUGAAAAGAAGAUCAGCUCCGUGGGGAAGUUAUCGCACUCCUCGCCGCGAGAGACUAAUGGCUGAUAUCGUUAUCAUAAGCAUGUUGUCUGAAUCAACUGCUAUUGUGUGUGUUAACGGAUUGUUGUACGUAUACCAAUUCAUUUACUUACAAAACACAUCAUUGUUGAAACUGCUUCAGAAAUUUGUUAUUCAUACAUCAGUUCCGCUGGUUAUUGAAUGGUUUUUCACCGGCGUGUCCCUGGCCAUCGAGACUCGCUUUCAGAAUAUCGCGGUUAUGGCUGUUUGGCGCAAAAGAUGGAAAAGACACAUUUUGGUUGCGAUAACUAACCUGGUUCCCUUGGCUAUUUGGACAACAACAAAUCUCGUGGAAGUUGUGCAUGGGCGCUUUGAUGAGUCUAAAAAUCACCCUUGCAAAAUGCCCUUUUCAUAG